UUGAAAAACGCAUUUAUUUGAACGAUAAAAUGAAUUAAUACUUUAUUCAAAGUAUUAUCCAUCACUAGUCACUACUUUUUUCCAUCUUUCUGGCAAUUUAUGUAUUUCGUCGCGGAAGAAGCGUUUAUCUUUUGAAGCCAAGAAUGAAUCUAGCCAAUUUUUGAUACCCUGUUCUGAAGUGAAGCAUAUUUUAGUCAAAGCGUUCUGCAUUGAUCGAAAUAAAUGGUAGUCGGAAGGGGCAAGGUCUGCGUUAUAAGGGUGAGCAUCCCAUCCGCUCUUUUCCAAAUAGUUUUUAACUGAAACAGCAACAUGAGAUCGAUCGUUGUCAUGGUGAAGGUUAUAGACUCGUGUCUGGUCGCAUAUUCUGGAUUUUUCGAAUAUAGCUCGCUUUAAACGGAUCAAUUGUUGCCUGUAGAAGGCUCCCGUGAUGGUUCGACCAGGUUUUAGCAGCUCAUAGUGGAUUACACCCUUCUAAUCCCACCAAAUACAAAGCAUUACCUUGGCACCAUGGAUAUUCGGCUACGGCGUUGAUGUUCCCGGUUGGCCGGAUUUUACAUACGAUUUUUUGCAUUUCGGGUUGUUGUAGUGAAUCCAUUUUUUGUCCCCAGUAAUGAUUCGAUGCAGAAAAGACUUUUUUUUUGUAUCGUUCAAGCAACAUUUUGAACAUGUAAAAUCGUCGUCCAAUAUCUCUCGGUUUCAAUUCGUAUAGGACCCAAUUUCCUUGCUUUUGAAUGUAUCCCGCGGCUUUGAGUCGUUUCAAAAUAGCUUGUUGAGUAACUUCCAAUGUUUUUGCAAGCUCUUUUCGCGUUUUACACGAAUCUUGAUCAAGUAAUGUUUCUUAUUCUUCAUCUUCAAACUUUUUCGGUUGACCCGAACGCUCUUUGUUUUUAACAUUAAGAUCACCACUUUUAAAUCAUCGAAACCAUUCUUUGGAAAAUUUAUCCAAUGGUGCAGAUUCACCAUACACUUCCACAACCAUUUGAUGCUCUUCACCUGCACUUUUUUUCUAAUUGAAAGAAAAAAUCAAAACUUCCCGCAAAUAGUGCUUAUUUGGAACAAAACUCGACAUUUUCAACGCAAUAAAAAUUAAACUUGUUGUACAAAACUCAAAGGCUUGUAAACAAUAUUUGGUUGACAGAUGUUGACACUUCACGAUGCAGCAAAAAUCAACUGUCGCCGUCAACCAUUUAUAGUACCUAGAGCCAUCUUUUGAAAACGGACCGAACUAAGUUGUACACCCAAAAUGUGUGUGUGUGUGUGUGUGUGUGUGUGUGUGUGUGUGUGUGUGUGUAUUUGUAUGUGCGUGCGUGCGUGCGUGUGUGUGUGUAUAUGUAUAUACACAAUUGAUAAACUAUACCAUUGAUACAUACAUCACUAAUUUUUUGUUUUUCUUAUGGGAUAGCUACAUGGUUGUCGGUUUCUCCUUACGAAGAUGAGGAAAAUAUUUUUCAAACAGGGGAAAACACUUUAAAAUGUUCUAAUUGUUAUCCUGCCUGCGAAGAUGUUACUUAUGAUGUAUUUAGUUGGAAGAGUUACAUGACACCUGGUCCAUUUAAUACCAACUUAUUAUGGAAUUACAAUGUUACUAAUGAAGGGGUAGUACAUGUAUACUUUUCGAAGUACGGUACAAUCAGGUUGAAACAAGAUGUGUCUUUUUACUGGUAUGAACUUAUGAGCGAUAUCGGAAGUAUAUGUGGCGUCUUUAUCGGCUUCAGUUUCAUCAGCGUAGUGGAACUUAUUUACUUCUUCAUACUCGUAUUUCGCAACUUGCUCCGUAAAAAAUCAAUUUUACAGAAAGACGAUGAUCAUAAGGACAAGGUCUUAUCACUUCAAGAUCAAACCAUACAGCCAAUAUAUUGGAAUGAACUAGUACCACGAUCUUGGUUUUCGGCAAAAUACGGCUUUUCCACUGAUAAAGCUAAAUAUUAACAGUCAAAUUGUCAUUCAGAAAAUUCUCAAAUCGGAAUAAUUCCAUUUUUUAUUAAUUAUAUUACCAAAAAUAAUUAAACAUUUGAAACACUUAAAAAAUGUUUAACAUGUUCUCUUAUAGCACACUGCUAUUAUUUGUCGUCAUUUUUGACACCAAAGUGACAUCAAACAUGUCAAAAUGACAACAAAUAAUGCAGUGUGUUAUAGGAGUUACUAGUAAACAAAAAGUUGAAUCAAAAUCUUAGGUGAAAAUGAUUGGCAAAGAUUGUUAUUGUAUACAUUAGAGACUCUCUAAUAAGAGUCGCGACACGAGCCGACUUUUGUAGGCUGGGUAGUAGUAUGGUUGAUCUCCAAGAUAGAGAGGGAAAUAUGUUGUAUUUCUCUGUUUAAUAUACACACCUCUGUCUACAUUUACAUCUCUCGAUCAAAUAUUUCGUACCAAUCAAAGUGGUCCCCUUAUGUCGCGACUUUUAUUAGAGGGUCUCUAGUAUACAUAACUUAAUAUAUAUUUACAUACGUAAACACGAUUCUUGUAAACACCGAUUUAUUAGUCACAGAUCAAUUUUACAAAUCACCUUUUGGGUAGAAGUUUAUCCAAUAUACAGAACAAACGUAAUUAUAAAUUUACUGAAAAGGAAAAAAGGGUUUUUGAGCGUUUUUGAGAAUAGCAAUAAAAUUGUACAAAACUAUAAAUAACUACGGCAUUUUUAAUUGUAAAAAAAGCACAAAUUAAUGAUCAUAGAUUUUAAACACUAAUAAGUGGCACAAAACAAAGUUUUAUUAUUACUAUAAAAUAUAAAUAAUUAAUGAGAAAGAACAAAUGUGAGUCAGACGCUGUUUUUAGUGCGUAUAAAAAUAUGAUAUUUAUUAAGUUUCCAUUAACUUUCGUACGUUUCGACCUGAGUUUAGAUCAUCUUCAGUGGUAAACAAAGAUUGAAGUAUCCAAGCAGAACAACAAGUCAAAAUGAUAUUAAAGUGAUUCACAAUUGUGUCAAAAUGACAUCAAAAUGAAUCGUAAUUGAUUGAAAAGUGACUUUUAAUGAUCAUUUUGCAGUUACUUUGACAUUAUUUUAACGUCGUGAUGACUCCCUAUUCUGCUUGGGGUAUUCCUUAUCACAUGGCGUAAUUAGGUGUUUUGUCUCUGUCCGUCACUAAUGGGUGUUCCCGUGUGAAAAUAUCUUCGAUUUCUAAGAAGUAACGGUCAAUAUGCUUUGGUUGUAAAUUCGUAUUACACAGUAUUUUUACUCAAUCAUUAUGUGAAACGAGGCAAAAGGUUCACAAACUACGCAAGCUUACUCAAUAGUAUGGAUUAGACACUGAUAUAAAUUAAAUUAAAUUAAGUUGAUGAUAAUACAAUUGUUUAAAAUAUUUCACGACUUAGAGCGUUGUAACAGUGUUACUUGUCAGCAUCACGGUCAGAGCUGUACAGUUUUCAGACGUUAGUUACUAAGCAGUAGAGAAAGCGAAAUUGAGCGGGGAUGGAAAAGUUUACAAACAAUAGGUCGAAAAUUAAAAUCUUUCGAAGAUACAAGUAUAGGCAUGAUGUAGGUACUCAGUGUCCGCUUGCCUGUUAAGGCCAUUAUCUUGGCACUUUAUAUAUAACAUUUCUGAAAUCAAGCGCCCCAAGAAACACUCUUUGUCAAGGAUUAAAACAUUCUCUUAGUCAAGUCGUGUUCAUUAUUGAUUCUAUAUUCUAUGACUAGUGAUUGUAUUGGUAUUCCAUUUUAUGUGAUUCUUAUGUUCUGAUAUUUUGGUUUUUAAUUGUCUUCAUGUUUGCCCCACAUAUGAAGCAUCACAUUCCUUGCAUAGAAUCUUAUAGACCACAUUUUUUUGAGACGUUUGAAAGAUAUAAAAAAAAGUUUCGAAUAAAAGUUUUAUGGAUUUUUAUGUAUUUUAUAACUGCUCAGAUUUUUCUAAAAUGCCAUUUUUUUCGAAAUCUUC
Solenopsis invicta (red fire ant) is the source of this 3870-nucleotide messenger RNA. RefSeq lists its product as uncharacterized. The record is from RefSeq and is a predicted model, not a curated record. The transcript is spliced from 3 exons. Gene Ontology annotation, cellular component: membrane. Gene Ontology annotation, molecular function: sodium channel activity. The coding region runs from base 1537 to 1929 and encodes 130 amino acids. Gene Ontology annotation, biological process: sodium ion transport. NCBI's taxonomy places the organism in Eukaryota, Metazoa, Arthropoda, Insecta, Hymenoptera, Formicidae.